Molecule: messenger RNA, 1796 nt
Organism: Cucurbita moschata (crookneck pumpkin)
Lineage: Eukaryota; Viridiplantae; Streptophyta; Magnoliopsida; Cucurbitales; Cucurbitaceae
Product: cytochrome P450 86A7-like
Exons: 1
Coding region: 126-1748 (540 amino acids)
Molecular function (GO): iron ion binding; monooxygenase activity; heme binding
Source: RefSeq, a predicted model, not a curated record
UUAAUGUCCUUCUCUCUCCUCUCUUUCUCUCUCUAGACUCGCCAUUAUAAAUAGCUUUUUCAUCAUCCCCACCCAAUCACUCCCAAAAAUGGCUUUUCUCCUUCUCUUUUUCCUUUGAUUUUGAAAUGGAUGCGGCGGCGCUGGUGGCGGCGUUGGGCGGCGCGGUGGUGGCGUACUUUAUUUGGUUCUUGAAUAUCCGACGGUCCUUGAGUGGGCCACGUGUUUGGCCGCUAUUGGGCAGUCUUCCUGGGCUGAUUAAGAAUGGUCAUCGAAUGCAUGACUGGAUUGCAGAGAAUCUCCGGUCGACUGGCGGCACGUACCAGACUUGCACGUGUGCCAUUCCGUUUUUAGCUAAGAAGCAAGGUCUCGUGACGGUCACGUGCGACUCGAAGAAUCUUAAGCAUAUUUUAAAAACCCGGUUCGAGAAUUACCCGAAAGGGCCGAAUUGGCAGGCUGUGUUUCAUGAUUUGCUUGGUGAUGGAAUCUUCAAUUCAGAUGGCGACACAUGGUUGUUCCAGCGUAAAACUGCUGCACUGGAAUUUACCACUAGGACUCUUCGCCAAGCCAUGGCUCGUUGGGUUAGCCGAGCUAUUAAGAAUCGGUUUUGUCCGAUUCUUGAGUCGGCUCAAUGUCGUGCUAAGCCGGUUGAUCUACAGGACAUUUUGCUUCGGCUUACAUUCGAUAAUAUUUGUGGGUUGACUUUUGGUAAGGAUCCACAGACUCUUGCGCUUGAAUUGCCUGAAAACAGCUUUGCGCUAGCUUUCGAUCGAGCCACUGAAGCCUCAUUGUGUCGCUUUAUUUUGCCUGGCUUUAUCUGGAAGCUAAAAAAAUGGCUCCGGCUCGGGAUGGAGGUCACCUUAACCCAAAGCCUCGAGGACACGAAUCAAUACCUGAAAAAUAUCAUCAAGACACGUAAGCUCGAGCUGUCCAGUCAGCACCAUGUGGACAAUAGUGGGACACCUCACGACGACUUGCUGUCAAGGUUUAUGAAAAAGAAGGAAUCCUACUCAGACGAAUUCCUCCAACACGUGGUGCUUAACUUCAUCCUAGCUGGACGAGACACGUCAUCGGUCGCACUGAGCUGGUUCUUUUGGUUGGUCAGUCAAAACCCAAGAGUGGAGGAAAAAAUCCUCAUCGAAAUAUGCACCGUUCUGAUGGAGACACGUGGCGAAGAUAUAUCCACGUGGGUUGAAGAGCCGUUGGGAUUUGAAGAAGUGGAUAAAUUGAUUUACCUGAAAGCUGCCUUGUCGGAAACUCUUCGACUUUACCCAUCGGUGCCGGAAGAUUCAAAACAUGUGAUAAACGACGACGUUUUACCCACCGGAACUUUCGUCCCCGCCGGCUCCUCUGUUACGUAUUCAAUAUACUCAAUUGGUCGGAUGAAAUUCAUAUGGGGGGAAGAUUGUUUAGAAUUCAAACCAGAGAGAUGGCUGUUGGGUUCAGAUAAGGACAAAAUUGAGCUUCAAAAUACUUAUAAAUUCAUUGCUUUUAAUGCCGGACCAAGAAUAUGCUUGGGGAAAGAUUUGGCUUACUUGCAAAUGAAGUCGAUUGCGGCCGCGGUGUUGCUCCGACACCGCCUGACGGUGGUUGCCGGCCACCGUGUGGAGCAGAAGAUGUCGCUGACAUUGUUCAUGAAGUAUGGACUUAAAGUUCAGUUGCAACCCAGAGAUUUGGGGCAUGUGGCGGAGAAGAUUAGACAGACAACGGCGGAGACGGUGGCGACCGCGGAAAAUAUGGCUGUCUUGUGAGAGUAUUGUUGUUGAUUUUGAAGUACUUGGAAGUUGCACAAAGCUCAA